AUGACGAAAUUGGGUUGUAGCUGUAAUAACACGAAAAUGAUACCAUCAAAUACAAUUUGUGUAUCUCAAGAGGGUCCUGCAAAUGCUUUAGCAUUAAAUAAAGACUGUACGCAAGUUGUUAUAGCAGGAAGAAAUGUGUUCAAAGUAUUCUCGAUUGGCGAAAAUGAUUUCUCUGAAGUGUGUAAUCUGAGAGUGGGAAAAAACUUGAAUUUAAAUUUUUCUUCAAUUGAUGUGGCCUGGAGCACAAUCGAAGAGAACACUCUGGCUACGGCAGCAACAAAUGGAGCAGUAGUUGUGUGGAAUCUUGGAAGAUCAGGACGCUCCAAGCAAGAGCAUGUCUUUUCUGAUCAUAAACGAACUGUUAACAAGGUUAGUUUCCAUCUUACUGAGCCAGCACUCCUCAUUUCUGGAUCACAGGAUGGUAUGAUGAAAUGUUUUGAUUUACGGAUGAAGGAGGUAGCACGCACAUUUAUAAGCAACACGGAGUCGAUCCGCGACGUGCAGUUCAGCCCCCACCAGGCGCACGCGUUCGCCGCCGUGUCGGAGAACGGCACGGUGCAGGUGUGGGACUCGCGCCGCAGCGAGCGCUGCUUGCAGCAGUUCACCGCCCACUCGGGGCCCGUGUUCGCCUGCGACUGGCACCCGGACGUGCCCUGGCUGGCCACCGCCUCCAGGGACAAGACCAUCAAGGUGUGGGACAUGCACAGCAAGCCGAACCUGGAGCACACGAUUUACACGAUAGCCUCCGUCGGCCACGUCAAGUGGCGCCCGCAGAAGAAGCACCAGGUGGCGUCGUGCGCGCUGGUGCUGGACUGCGCGGUGCACGUGUGGGACGUGCGCCGGCCGCACGUGCCGCUGGCCACCUUCGCCGAGCACCGCGACGUCACCACCGCCAUCGCCUGGCUCUCGCCCGCCGGCUUCCUCUCCACCAGCCGGGACUGCAGCCUGUACCGGCACCGUUUCUCGGAGGCGGCGCACCCGGUGCUGUGGGCGAACCCGCAGGGCGUGUGCGUGUCGGCGCGCGGCGAGCUGGCGCACGCCGUGCCCGAGCGGCCCCUGCCCGCGCUGCAGCCGCCCGCCCACGCCCACUCCCACCCCCACACCCACGCGCCCCAGCAGGCCGACCGCCACGUACCCGGUCUGGGGCGCAAGCAGCCGACGGCGGGCUCGCUGUCGGCGGCGGCGCAGGCGGCGCUGGAGCGCGCGUUCCCCGGCGGUGCGGCGUCGGCGCUGGCGCGCCACGCGCCCGCCCCCUCCCGCUCCCCCGCCGCCCCCGCGCUGCUGCUGUGCGCGCGCCGCUACCGGCUGCGCGGCCAGCCGCCGCACCUGCUGGCCGCGCACAACGCACAGGUGGCCAGGGACGCGCGCCGCCACUGCGUGGCGCAAGUGUGGGAGGUGGUGAGGGCGGAGUGCGGGGCGCGCGCCGCCGCCCGCCGCCCCGCGCCCCCUCCGCCGAGGGCGCCCCCUCCCCGCGCCGCCCCACCGCCGCCUACACCCUUACACAGCAGUGCCGUGGAGGAGGAGCCCAUGGGGGAGGUGGAGGAGGAGUGGGCGGAGAACCAGUUCCACAACAGCGGGGUGCUGGGCCUGCCCACGCAGAGCAUUUACAUACCGCCCGCCAAGCUCGCGAAGCAGAUGCGCGACGAUGAGGCCGGCUGCGGCUGGGUGUCGGCCGCGUCGGCGCACUACGUGGACGUGGAGGCGGUGGACUGGUCGCUGCCCGAGGAGGCGUUCCCGCUGCGCAGCGCGCCGCCCGCCCAGCACGCCGCCCACGCCCACGCCGCCCACGCCCCGCACGCCGCCCACGCCCACGCCCACGCGGACGACGCGGACCACGACGGUGCGACAGGAGCGGGCGGUGGCAGCUCGUCACCUGGCGGCUCCAGUUCCGGGGGCUCCGCCGCCUCUGGCGCCGCCCACGACCACGCCCACAGGACUUACCACCAUCAGCACUCUCUCGUUACGGCGGAGGAGUGCGAGGUGGGCCCGCUGUCGGUGCGCGUGGGCGAGGCGCGCAGCCCACAGCUGGACGUGGCGCCGCUGCUGGCCUCCGCCCUCAAGCUGCACGCGGACCUGGGCGACGUGCAGACGGCGGCCGUGGUCUGCAUCGUGCUGCAGGAGCACAGGAACGAGCUGUUCGCGUACAUCGACGAGGGCCUGCAGGAGCAGUGGCUGCUCGGCUACAUCGAGCUGCUGCAGCGGCACAAGCUGUGGAACGUGGCGACGGAGGUGGUGCGGUGCGCGUGGCUGAGCAGCGUGUGGGCGCUGUCGCAGCAGUCGAGCAGCGUGGCGGCGUGCUGCGGCCGGUGCGGGCGGCGGGCGAGGGGCCUUGCGGGCUGCGAGCGGUGCGCGCCGCGGCUGGCGGCCGACCAGUGCGCCGUGUGCCGGCGGCCGGUGCGCGGCCUCUUCGCCUGGUGCCAGGGCUGCUCGCACGGCGGCCACCUGGCGCACAUGCGCGCCUGGAUGCAGCGCCACCGCCUCUGCCCGGCCGGCUGCGGACACCACUGCCAGACGCCC
Messenger RNA from Iphiclides podalirius (scarce swallowtail), 2517 nucleotides. NCBI's taxonomy places the organism in Eukaryota, Metazoa, Arthropoda, Insecta, Lepidoptera, Papilionidae. The record is from the annotation of a GenBank genome assembly.